AUUCCCCAUCGUUUUUCCUCGCCGCCGGCAGGCACGGAUACCUUCCUCCCCGACUCCUCGCCGUACUCUCCUCAGUCCGUCCGACCGACCCACCCACCGCAGCUCGAUCUGCCGCUGCCGGUGUACCUCUUCUCCUCCGCGGCGCCCACCCGAACCCCUCCGCCUUUCACGGGCCGCCAUCACCGUUCCCCUUCCCGUCGCCGUUCGAUCUCCCUGCUCGAUAAUUCCGGCAACUGGUUUCUGAGUUUACAAUGGGGAACAUGCUCACCGUCAUGCUUGGAACAACUGCAGUUGUGGAUCGUUGCCAUCCAAGGCAACUCCACCCACGAGCCACCAGCAGCAGCAGGAUAGCAGGCCAUCAGUUUGAACCGCUGAGCAUUCUGGCUUUCAGGGCUAUGUCUGAGCACAUAGGACGUAGUGAAGCGUUCUGUCGAAAGCAGAUAUCGAAUGGCCGGUUUCAACUGCUGACCAUUCUGGUUUGCGGAGCAAUCCGUGCCGAGGGAAUUACAGCAAACGAUCCGUUCAAACUGUGUGGCAUUCUCAUCUGUGGAGUUUUGUCUGACUACAUCGCUCAUGGCGCAGAGGAACCAGCGGUUGAUCUGCUUGGAGACCUUCCAGAGGGCGUGCUGUGCACAAUUUUUUCAAAGUUGUCUCUGAAAGAGGCUGUAAGAACCAGUGCCGUAUCAAGGAAAUGGAGAUACUUGUGGACAGUUUGUCCUAAACUGAGUUUUGACGGAAGUACAAUAUGUGGCAACAACAGAUAUGGGAAACAAGUAUAUGCUCUAGCGUUCAUUCGCAUUGUUAAUAGGGUCUUGGCACAGUGCCGUGGCAAGUUGUUUGAAGAGCUUGCGAUCAAAAUUGAUUUGAACAGGAUGUUUGUUGAACACCUCAAUAAUUGGGUUCGUUUUGCUGUAUCAUCAAGUGCAAAGGCAUUAGUUUUUGAUUUAGCACCACAAGAGCAUCAACUUCCAGGUCGUGAUGGUCAGUACAAAUUCCCAUUUAAGCUUUUAGACAAGGACAGUGUACACCGUCUACAGAAAAUUCAUCUUAGCUUUGUAGAUUUCCAGCCACCAAUGCAGUUUAAUGGCUUCCCUAACCUACGGAAGCUUGACUUAAACUUAGUGAAUGUCAAUGGGAAGGAUAUUCCACAUAUGUUGUCAAACUGCUGUAAUCUAGAGUGGCUGAGUAUGGUUAGAUGCCAUCUCAAUGGUGAACUAAAGGUUAAUGGCCCGCUGCCUCAUCUACUGCACUUGAAACUUGUGUACUGCGAUGUAACAAGUAUAGCAUUCGAUACGGUGAAUCUUGCAACUUUUAUAUACAAAGGAAGGAAGGUGCCUAUUGACCUCAAUAAAUCAUUAGAACUGGUAUGUGCAGAUAUAUGGUUUUCUACAGUCACUUUUGAGCGCGCCAUUACUUUACUUGGUAAAGUGCUUAAAAAUGUGCAACAUCUAACCCUCGACAUGGACUGUAAACCACCAGAGAUUCCCCGUUUGAUGCAUUACCGAUGCAUGUUUUCUAGAAUGACAUAUUUGCAAUUGAGGUUGGUCUAUGUCGAAGGAUUGGAUGUCUUAUCCUUGGUCUCUUUUCUGAGGUCUGCUCCUUUCAUUGAGAAGUUAGAGCUGCACUUUUGUUUCCCUGGUUAUAUCCAUUUGGUACAAGAACCUGAAUCUAUCAGGAAGCUACCGGAGUGUCUGUUCAACAACUUGAAGAGUUUGCAUGUUACAGGAUUUAAAGCAUGCACUGGCCAAGUUGAGUUCCUUAUGCAUAUGGUGGAAAAUGCCCCUGCAUUGGAAGGUUUAACUAUAGAUCAAUCAGAAAAAUAUCUCCUAGAAGGUCAUAAAAAGGAUGCGAAAACGGUUAUUGACCUGGUCCAUAGAACUGCUAAAAAGUAUCUUGAAGGGAAGAUUUCGCCCAGGUGCAUCUUAAUGUUACUUUAACAAAUCUGUUGACAUUGGGAUGCACAGUGCAUAUCUAGCUAGGGGCUGGAAAAUCCAAUGCGUCGGCAAGUUGCCGCUAUGUAUUCUUGUGCACGGUCCAUUAUAUUGAAUAAACAUACUUCCCUUUUGCAUAAA
Molecule: messenger RNA, 2072 nt
Organism: Triticum dicoccoides
Lineage: Eukaryota; Viridiplantae; Streptophyta; Magnoliopsida; Poales; Poaceae
Product: F-box/FBD/LRR-repeat protein At1g13570-like
Exons: 5
Coding region: 252-1937 (561 amino acids)
Molecular function (GO): protein binding
Source: RefSeq, a predicted model, not a curated record